UCCCCACGCUCACCCCGAGCCAUAACUGCUUCAUGCUCGAUCGACAGCAGUCUCACUCAGCUGAGAGAUUGUUAUGGACAUCUAGUGUCUAAAGAGCACUGAUCCCAGGAGGACGCUCACUGUGUUAAAGUGGCCUCACACAAAGAUGAAUUUCUUCAUUCACGAUGUCUCUACACUAGACACACUUUGACUGUUGUACUGUUCUAGAGUUCUGUUUCUCUCACGUAUCCCUGUCUAACUUGGACAAUAAUGGAUCUGAAGUCGAGGCACGGCAUUUCACUGCUGGACCAGCUGAACAGAAUGAGAGACACUGAGCAGCUGACUGACGUGGUGCUGGUGGCCGAGGAUGUCCGAUUCGCCUGUCAUCGCGUGGUCCUGUCUGCUUUCAGCCCGUACUUCCGCGUCAUGUUUACCUGCGGAUUGCGUGAGUGUGCAAACCGUGAAGUCUUUCUACGCGACAUGCCGUCUAAAAGCCUCGCUCUGCUCCUGGAGUACAUGUACAGCUCCAAGCUGCCACUCUCAAAUGAAAAUGUGCAAGGUAUAUCGGUGGCGGCCUUUCUACUGCAGAUGGAUGAUGUGUUUGCCCGCUGUCAGCAUUACAUGAUUGAAAAUAUGGAUGUCAACAACUGUGUGGGCAUAUAUUACUAUGCGCGUGACCUGGGCGUUGAGGAUCUGGCUGAUCAGGCGCGGCGCUUCCUGCAGCAGCACUUCACCCAGGUGUGCAUGAGCGAGGAGGUGCUGGAGCUGGAGGCCCACCAGCUGGCCAUGCUGCUGGGCUCCGAUGACCUCAACAUCGCCCGAGAGGAGAGCAUCCUGGAUGUGGUGCUGCGCUGGGUGAGGCAUGGGGCCUCCACACGGGGAGGAGACGGCCUGGGUCAGCCUCAGGGUCAAGGUCGGGAUCAAUACCUGGCAGAGCUCCUGCGCAAAGUGCGACUUCCAUUGGUGAGCCCUGACUACCUGCGCGAGGCCAUGCGUAGGAACACGACUCUGCUGGCCAAUUCAGAGUGUAUGGAGAUGCUGGAGGAGGCCUUGGAGACCACGGGCAUGCACCCAAUGGCGGCUCCGCGCAGACUGAAGUUGCGCUACGGCAUGGAGACCACUGACAUGCUGCUUUGCAUUGGCAAUGACACUGAGGGCAUCCGCACACGUCAGGGGUCCCUCGCCGACUGCAGUUUCUGCUACGCGCCAACCACUGCGCGCACCUAUUACAUCACUUCCCCUCGCUACGGCGACGCACUUGGAUACGUGUUUGCAGGAGUAGUGACAGAGGACAACCAGAUCAUAGUGGCAGGUGAAGCUGGUGUGCGCAGGAGGGCAAGGCAGAAGGAACAGAACGUGGAGAUUUUCAGAUAUAACAUUGAUGCCCAAGGCACCUGGUGUCAUCUGUGUUCCGCUGAGUAUCGUGACUCCUAUGCCCUGGGGUCACUCGGGGAUACCCUGUACCUACUGGGUGGACAGAUGAAGCUAAAAAACCAGCUGCUCAUGACCAACUGUGUGCAACGCUGGUCCAUGCAGGGUGGACCCUGGCGAAGCGCUGCCCCUCUGCCCUUACCACUGGCAUAUCACACAGCUCUGCGUUUCAAGGACCGCCUCUAUGUGCUGGGUGGCCGAACUCCUCAGACGUAUCUGACUGACGAGGAGCCAGACCGAAUGAGCAACCGGCUGCUGGAGUAUGACCCCGAAAGCAACCAAUGGGCAGAGCUGGCCCCCAUGAAGUACUCCAAGUACCGCUGCAGCGCUGUGACCCUGAACGGAGAAAUAUAUGUGCUGGGUGGCAUAGGAUGCGAGGGAGUGGAUCGGGGACAGUGUCGGCGCUGCCUGAAUGUGGUUGAGAUCUACAACCCUGAUGGAGACUUCUGGAGGGAGGGACCACCACUGCCAUGGCCAGUCCUCUCUCUGCGAUCAAACGCCUCCAAUGCUGGAGUGGUGGAUGGAAAAAUAUAUGUGUGUGGAUAUUACAAAGGAGCAGAUCGCUUUGACAACAUAACCAAGGACAUUCUGGAGCUGGACCCUUGGGAGAACAGCUGGGCAGUGGUGAGGAGGCACGUCCUGAUGCACGACAACUAUGACGUCUGUUUGGUGGCCAGCCUCAACCCCCGCGGACUGCAGCCACCUCCUGCCGACCUCGUGGACGAGUAGACGCAUCACAUCUCAUUGCUGCUUCUGUGUGUGGCCAGAUAUGCACAGAGCCAAUCUAUCGCCAGUAGGCUGCAACUGCUUCCAGCGUGAUAUACAAGAGCAAAAGCAGAUUCUUCACUAGUGGCUCACUGCUGCAGGGGGAUGUUACACACAAAUGAAGGUGGACAAAUUUGUCGCAGAACAAAAGGGGUCAUUCUUAUUCUAUUUUUUAUUGUAGUUAGUUACCCAAUACGUUUCAUUCUGCUUCUUUUGAUCUUAUCAUGCCACUGAAAAUCUCACUGUGUGUGGAUGUCCCAAGUGGCUGAAAGUGCUGUAAGCCACAGCUUAAUCAGAGAAAAAUUAGUUUGUAAAUAUUAGAUUUUAUUUUGUAUUGUUUUAAGCUGUAGUGGAAACCUUUGUCCUUUUUGUGGAGGUUAUACUUUUCAUGUGUCUGUCUUGGCUCCCUAGUAAUGCAUACUAUUAAUAAUGCAUCUGUCCAUACCCAACUCAAUGUUUUAAAGUCAAAGUCAAAGUCUGCUUUAUUGUCAAUUUCUUCACAUGUCAAGACAUACAAAGAGAUCGAAAUUUAGACUGUGUUUGUAUCAUGAGCUCAGCCCAGGGCUCACAGGAAUGGUAUGGAAUUGUUGUUUAUAACCAUGUUCCAAUAUUCGAUUUUCAGCACUAUUGCAGAUAAGCAGUGAUGACUUGCAGAGACUGAUGGCAACCAGAAACUAUUCACACUUUACACUGAAACAUGCACAUUUACUGAUAUGAGUACUCAUUAAAACAGCACUUUAAUAAAAUUACCAGCAGUGAAGUGUCAGAAUGUCACAAUGACAUUCAGAGUGUCACUUGUCUUGCAAGGUCCUACUACUGAUGUUUUUUAUAAAUAUUUAUUGCUGAAACAGACAAAAAAAUUGCUUGACAGAACAAAAUCAUAAAAAUACAUCAAUACAUCAA
This is a messenger RNA of Alosa alosa (allis shad), 3078 nucleotides long. It is a transcript of the gene kbtbd12, whose product is annotated as kelch repeat and BTB (POZ) domain containing 12. The transcript is spliced from 6 exons. The coding region runs from base 250 to 2139 and encodes 629 amino acids. Gene Ontology annotation, molecular function: protein binding. NCBI's taxonomy places the organism in Eukaryota, Metazoa, Chordata, Actinopteri, Clupeiformes, Clupeidae. The record is from RefSeq and is a predicted model, not a curated record.